Molecule: messenger RNA, 2835 nt
Organism: Macadamia integrifolia
Lineage: Eukaryota; Viridiplantae; Streptophyta; Magnoliopsida; Proteales; Proteaceae
Product: cytochrome P450 86A8-like
Exons: 1
Coding region: 688-2328 (546 amino acids)
Molecular function (GO): monooxygenase activity; heme binding; iron ion binding
Source: RefSeq, a predicted model, not a curated record
CAGUUUUUUGGUUUUAGGCCUUAAGAGAUAACCUUUUCUUUUGUCUUUCUUUCUCUCUUUCUUUCCUUUGUUGAUGUUUUUGCUGGUUUACCUUAAAUUCCCAACGACCUCUGGAGGCAAUUAAUGGUGGGCUUCAAUGGUUAGAGAGCUAGAAGGAAAGUGGGGUAGUGAAAUAUGGUGCAGGUCAAGAACUGCCUGUCCUCAUUAAUUGCUUCUCCUUUCAGCUAUAAAAUCACUCUUUCUUCCCUUAACUCUCUCAUUACUCUCUCGCACUCACUCACUCACUCUCAGUCACAUUCUUCCUAUUUCCAUCUUAUAUAUGCACCACCCUUCCUUACAUUAUUCAUUUAUUCCUUACAAACACCCACAUCCAAAUCCUUUUCUUUUCUUUCCUUAAGAAACCCAAGUUUCCCUUCCUGGGUUCCUUCUUCUUCUUCUUCCCUAUUCUAGCUGCAACUACCCAGUUGCACCAAAAGAUGAUUUCUCAAGCCAUUGUUGAUGAGAAACGUGAUCUGGGUGUUCAUCUUUAACUGAAUCUGAAGCUUCUUUCAAUUUCCCCUCCUCUUCGUUCAGUUCCAGGCUCCAGCAGAUCAGUUUCCGGCGAAGUGGUGGUUGGUGUGAGUAAGGUUUCCGGUGAGUUUUGGGUAGUGGUGGUGGUGGGGUCCACGAUCUUUCUUCUGAGAUCAAAUGGAGACAUCAACGGCUCUACUGCUCUUCGCUGCCAUCACAGCGUAUUUACUGUGGUUCACAUUCAUCUCGCGCUCGCUGAGGGGCCCACGGGUAUGGCCUUUGCUGGGUAGUCUGCCGGGGUUGAUAGAGAACUGUGACCGUAUGCACGAUUGGAUAGCUGAGAAUCUUCGCGCGUGUAGUGGCACGUACCAAACUUGCAUCUGCCCCGUCCCUUUUCUGGCACGAAAGCAAGGGUUGGUGACUGUCACGUGUGAUCCCAAAAAUCUAGAGCACAUAUUGAAGACUCGUUUCGACAAUUACCCUAAGGGCCCCACAUGGCAAGCUGUGUUCCAUGAUCUACUCGGGGAAGGUAUCUUUAACUCUGAUGGUGACACGUGGUUAUUCCAGAGGAAGACCGCCGCGCUCGAGUUCACUACCCGGACUCUACGACAAGCCAUGGGUCGGUGGGUGAACCGGGCCAUCAAGCAGCGUUUCUGUCCCAUACUUGAGACGGCCCAAGUCGAAUCUAAGCCGGUCGAUCUUCAGGAUCUUCUCCUCCGCCUCACCUUCGAUAAUAUCUGUGGAUUAGCCUUUGGAAAGGAUCCUCAGACCCUUUCACCGGGUCUACCUGAGAACCGGUUCGCAUUGGCAUUCGACCGAGCCACCGAAGCCACCCUUCAGCGGUUCAUCCUCCCCGAAGUAAUAUGGAAGAUGAAGAAAUGGCUUCGGCUUGGAAUGGAGGUCACACUUAGCCAAAGCAUGCGACACGUGGAUGAUUACCUGUCCGAUGUGAUAGAGACACGUAAGCAGGAGCUGAAGCAGAAUAUUGGGGGGAACCCACACGACGACCUGUUAUCCAGGUUCAUGAAGAAGAAGGAAGCCUACGGGGACACCUUCCUCCAACACGUGGCACUCAAUUUCAUCCUAGCUGGAAGGGACACGUCAUCUGUAGCCCUCAGCUGGUUCUUCUGGCUACUUACACUAAACCCUAGGGUGGAGGAAAAGAUCAUACACGAGAUUUGUACGGUGUUGAUGGAGACACGUGGCGAUAACGCAUCAAAGUGGUUGGAGGAACCGUUGGUUUUCGAUGAAGUAGACCGGUUGGUCUACCUAAAGGCCGCACUGUCGGAAACCCUACGGUUGUACCCGUCGGUACCGCAGGACUCGAAGCACGUCAUCUCGGACGAUGUUUUACCUGACGGCACGUUCGUACCGGCGGGAUCGGCGAUCACUUACUCUAUAUAUUCGGUAGGGAGGAUGGAGUGGUCGUGGGGAGAAGACUGCCAAGAAUUCCGGCCGGAGCGGUGGUUGUCGCCGGACGGGAAGAAGUACGAAGCGAAGGACCAGUUUAAGUACGUGUCUUUUAACGCAGGCCCAAGGAUCUGUUUGGGGAAGGACUUGGCUUAUCUCCAAAUGAAGUCUAUCGCGGCUGCGUUGUUGCUUAGGCACCGGCUUACGUUAGCAACAGGGCAUAAAGUGGAGCAGAAGAUGUCGUUAACUCUCUUCAUGAAGAAUGGGCUUAUGGUUAAUGUGCACCGGAGGGAUCUGACGGCGAUAGCCGCUGCAGUUCGUAAGGAAAGGGAAGGAGUAUCUGCCGUUACCGUUAACUGUAACGGUAAUGGUCAUGCCGCGGUUCACAUGGUCGUUGGAGGUGCGUAAAUGACGAGCAAGGAGUAAGAACAAGUAAGGGGGUGUUUGGGUGGUUGGUCGUUGGUGGGGUCUGCCUUUGUGAAUACAUAUAACUAUUAUUAUUAUUAUUACUAUUAUUAUCAUCACUUCUACUACUACCACCACUAGUAUUACUACUACUAUGGCCAUUAUUGAUUUUGGAGCUAUUACUGCUGUUGUAUAUGGUGGAUGAGAGUCUUUGAUAACAUUGCAAGACCUCUCAUUCAUUAAUAUUGAUUCAUAUGAGAGAGAGAGAGAGAGAGAGAGAGAGAGAGACAUAAAUGACCUGAAACAGGGAAAAGGAUUUGAGCUGAAAGAGACACUGAGAGAGGGUGGAGAGUGGGAAGCUAUUUUUAAAAAAAUAAUAAUAAUUUUUGUCUUCUUUUCUUUAUUUUGUAAUUUGUAAGUUAUUUCAUAUCUACAUUACAUAUUCUGUUUCAUGAAUAAAACCUACAAGGUUUACUGAAUAUAUAUAGAAAUAAAUACAACUUACAGCUC